AUGGUGCAUUUUGAUAGUGACAAGAAAGGGAGUUCUUUCUUCCCAAAUACCAAAGCAACUAAAUUGCUGAUUUCCAAGGCCUUACCUAGUAGUGAGAGGGAUAAGAAUGGAGGUAAACAAGAGCUUUCUGUUUCCCUUCAUCCCUUGUUUUCAGCUGGAACUCCUAAGAAGAAAUCAGAGAUGCUUGGAUAUAAGAAAGAUGAACAGCACUGUUUUCCCUUAAGUAGCCCAGUGUUACUCCCAACAAAACCUUUGAAUUCAGAAGAAUGGGAGAAAAUAAAGGAAAAUUUUGAACAAAAAGACAUUUUUGAAAAUUGGAUGAUGACACAGAUGAUCAAAUAUAAUUGCUCUAUAGAUAUCGCAAAAUCCCUGCUGUCUUGGGUAGCCAGGAAAAAUAAUGGUAUUGUGGGAUAUAAGCUACUUGUUUCGUACUUGACUUUGUGUGUUUCUCAGAGUCAAACAACAGAGGUUAUCGAUGUCUAUGAAAUUAUAAAGUCUCGGUACAGAACUCUAGAACCUGAAGGUUAUACUCUUCUCAUCUGGGGAUUAAUCCAUUCAGAUAAGUGGAGAGAGACCCUGAUCCUGUUAGAAGGCAUCAAAAACAUCUUGUCUCCUUCAAAAAGGAAUUAUGGUGACUGUAUUGAAGGAGCUCUUCUUCACCAAGAAGUAAACUUAGCUUGGAAUCUGUACCUUGAAAUGCUUAAUCAUAGAAUAAUUCCUAAUUGGGAAACUCUUCAGGCUUUCUUUGAUUUUGCAAAAGGUAUGAAGAAUAAUCAAUUUGAAGGAAGACUCUUCGACAUCCUUUUAUAUCUAAGACACAAUCACAUGUAUCCUACUGAACCCUUUGCCCAAAGUAUAAAAGAAUGGUUUGAGAGUGGGCAAUGUUCAGCCUGUGGAAGAAUGUUAGAGCCUAAUCACCUGAACUCAGAAGAGUAUGAAUUUCUUAAGCAGAGAGUCCUGAAACAUGUGCUUGAUGGAGGUGAGCAAUACAGAAAAACAAUACCCAAGGAAAUUAGCAGAUUUGAAAACUUUAUUAAAAGUUGCUCUCCUUUUGAUAUUGUGAUUGAUGGACUCAAUAUUACCAAAAUGUUUCCUAAUUUUCCUUGUAUUACAGAUAAAUAUUACAGGUAUGAGGUGACAGCCUAUAUAAAGUCACAGGAUCAGGAUACAGAAUUUUACUUACACAGAAUGUUAAAGAGUUUGAUUUGCUUGGAAUAUGGAGUGGAUGAGGGAGAAUAA
This is a messenger RNA of Trichosurus vulpecula (common brushtail), 1239 nucleotides long. RefSeq names its product mitochondrial ribonuclease P catalytic subunit-like. Gene Ontology annotation, cellular component: mitochondrial ribonuclease P complex. Gene Ontology annotation, biological process: mitochondrial tRNA 5'-end processing; tRNA 5'-leader removal. The record is from RefSeq and is a predicted model, not a curated record. Gene Ontology annotation, molecular function: ribonuclease P activity; protein binding. The transcript is spliced from 2 exons. Bases 1 to 1239 code for a protein of 412 amino acids. Lineage: Eukaryota; Metazoa; Chordata; Mammalia; Diprotodontia; Phalangeridae.